Drosophila miranda is the source of this 1185-nucleotide messenger RNA. It is a transcript of the gene Atg5, whose product is annotated as autophagy protein 5. The record is from RefSeq and is a predicted model, not a curated record. The transcript is spliced from 6 exons. Gene Ontology annotation, biological process: autophagy of mitochondrion; nucleophagy; cellular response to nitrogen starvation. Lineage: Eukaryota; Metazoa; Arthropoda; Insecta; Diptera; Drosophilidae. Bases 81 to 890 code for a protein of 269 amino acids. Gene Ontology annotation, cellular component: phagophore assembly site membrane; Atg12-Atg5-Atg16 complex; cytoplasm.
ACUGAUGCCAUCUCUGGUUACACUGUUCGAGGCCAAAAACAAAAAAUUAUAAUAAUUAAAAGUUUAAGCAAAAGAUAGCCAUGGCCCACGACCGCGAGGUGUUGCGCAUGAUAUGGGAGGGUCAGAUUGGCAUCUGCUUCCAAGCUGACCGCGACGAGAUAGUGGGCAUCAGGCCAGAGCCCUUCUACCUGAUGGUCUCCCGCCUCAGCUACUUGCCGCUGGUCACCGAUAAGGUGCGAAAGUACUUCACCCGCUACAUUGCCGCCGAGCAUCAGGAUGGUGCUGUCUGGUUCGACUACAAUGGCAUACCGCUGCGACUGCACUAUCCAACUGGUGUGCUCUACGAUCUGCUGCAUCCGGAGGAGGACUGCACGCCCUGGGGUCUGACAAUACACUUUUCCAAAUUCCCGGAGGACACGCUGGUCAAAAUGAAUUCAAAGGAGCUGUUGGAAUCGCACUACAUGUCCUGCUUGAAGGAGGCUGAUGUGCUGAAGCAUCGCGGUCUGGUCAUCUCGGCCAUGCAAAAGAAAGACCACAAUCAGCUUUGGCUGGGCCUUAUCAAUGAUAAGUUCGAUCAGUUUUGGGCCGUCAACAGACGACUCAUGGAGCCGUACGGCGACCAGGAGUCCUUCAAAAACAUUCCCGUUCGCCUCUACAACGAUGAUGAUUUCACGUACACGCAAAAACUGAUCUCGCCCAUAAGCGAAAGUGGACAAAAGAAGAGCCUCGCCGACCUGAUGGCCGAAUUAUCAACACCUGAACGCAAAGCGGUUGGAUUUCGCACCCAUGGAAUCGAUCUGCACGAGGAGACACAGGUGCAAUGGAUGUCCGAGCACCUGAGCUAUCCAGACAAUUUUCUGCAUUUAUCUGUGGACUACAAGGAUGUCUAGCCAUAACUUUUCCUCUUUGUGUGUGUGUGUGUGUGUGUAUAUACUCGAACUCGUAUUGUCCCAGUCCAUAUAUUUAUGUAUGUUUAUGGUGUUUUUUUUUCACCCAUAUUCGAUUCCAGCGUUCCCAGGGCGAUCGAAUGCGAUCGAUUUAUAUAGUAAUUUGUACACAUAUACAUAUGUAUACACCUCCAUAUAUGUAUAGUUUUCUAAGCAAAAAGUGUGUAAUAUUUAUGACCCUAGCAUUUAAUGAAAGCCACAAACAAUAAGCAACCGAAAACCAAAACGAUUACUGCAA